Molecule: messenger RNA, 3102 nt
Organism: Meyerozyma guilliermondii ATCC 6260
Lineage: Eukaryota; Fungi; Ascomycota; Pichiomycetes; Serinales; Debaryomycetaceae
Exons: 1
Coding region: 1-3102 (1033 amino acids)
Biological process (GO): vesicle-mediated transport; endosome organization; organelle fusion
Cellular component (GO): HOPS complex; endosome
Molecular function (GO): protein-macromolecule adaptor activity; protein binding
Source: RefSeq, a predicted model, not a curated record
AUGUCAUUGAGAUCCAAUAAGCAAAUUGAACUGACAGUAUCAGAUCAGGUACCGACCUUUUCACUUGAACCCGUGCAUUUACAAUUCGACCUAAAUGGAACAUUACGAAAAGUAUUAGUACAGAAUAACGUUUUGUAUUUAAUUCGAAGUACUGUCGUAUCACGAAUAGAUUUAUCCCGGCCCUCAGCUGUCGGCAAUUGUCCGCUUCCUCAGACAAAGUCCAAAAUAAGAGACAGUUGGCUACACCCCAACGGAAAACACCUUAUCAUUUCAUUCGAGGAUUUAACAUAUUACUAUCUUCAUAUUUCGUAUCAAAAGUUUAAGCCUUUGACUAAAUUUAAGGGCUUGAAUGUUGCCCAAUUGAUAUUCUUGAGCUCCAAAGAAGAUUCAACCGUUGAUGCGAGCCUGCUCUUGCUCACAUGCAAAGAUGGAGCAGUUCAUCUUGGCCAUAUUAAAGCUCAUGGAAGUUCACAAGAGGGAAAGCGUGAUGAUAAGCAUCUAAAACAAGUCUAUAAAAACUCGGAGACAUAUCUUGGAAUAAGCAUAUCAAAUAAUGGGACCCGAAUCACAAUCUUGACGACGCUGCAGGUUUUAUAUUGGGAUUGUUUCGAGUUGACCUUCCCGGAAUUAUUAAGUGUUUUCAAAUUAGCACCUGUAUCUCAAAACCUAACUGCAGAUGUGAGUCUGCGUUCUGUAUUCAAGGAUUCCUCCGAAGGAUGGGUGAUUAUUGAUCGUGAUUCCAAUAGUUUGGUGUAUCCCGCGGGCAAUGGUACUCAGAUUAAACAGCUUCCUAUCACAAAAGAGAACUCCAAGUAUGAUCAGGACUCGAUAACUAUAUCAAAGCAUCAUUUGUUGUUCUUGAAUCAUCAAGAAAUUAACGUUAUAAACAGACUUACAAAUAAUCUCACCACUCACAUAAGUCUUGAGGAUAUCUGGCUGGACGCGGAGCCCGUCAUUGGUCUUGCCCUGGAUUUUCUCUGCUCCACCUUCUGGGUCUAUACUGCAAACAGUAUAUUUGAAAUUGUGAUUGCAAAUGAGUCAAUUUCGGUGUGGUUCGACUAUUAUAAGCUAGGCGAUUUUGAUCAAGCACUAAAGUGUAUAAACCCAAGCGACCCUACCGCCAAGAUAAAGAUUGACUUCAUUCAUAUUAAGCAGGGAUAUGACCUUCUCCAGAAAGGUCUCUUCGGAUCACCGGUUCUGAAUGAAUGCCCGGAUAGCGAUGCAAUUGAUUUGCAAAUCAAGGGUAUAAGAAAGUUAGGAGAUCUGAAUGAGCCAUUCGAGAAGGUAUGCUUAAUGCUCUUGAACUUACAGGAUGUCCACAAUGCUAACUUCCGAGCCUUGAAUUUGUCCAAUACCUUACUCAUUGAGUAUCUAUUGACAAAGUUCAAAGCAGUUAAGCAGCAGUCCAACACCGUAAGGCUAACAGUACUUUCUACCUGGAUUGUUGAGUUGAUGCUGAGACAAUUGUACACUACAGAAUCUGCUGCAAAUGUUGCGAAGUCAUCUGCAACGGGAGCUUCUGAUCUCAGCAUUUUGGAGAAGGAACUUGAAAGAAUCACAGACCAAUUUCACUCCUUUUUGAAAAACAAUGAAAAGUUUCUUGAUCUGAGCAGUGUUUACCAAAUUCUUAAGGACUUGUGUUUGUCGGAACAACUAGUUUACUUUGCCGAGUUGAAGCAAGAUUUCGAGUUUUUGGUCCAUUAUCAUGUCGACAUGUCAGACUGGGAUAUGGCUUUGAAAAGUUUGGUAAACCUUUACAUUUCCGAUAAAAAAGCGGCACUCAAGUGUGUUUAUGAUACGUCAACAAUUUUGCUAAUCAAUAGUUCAAAGAAAACUGUUGAUACCUGGCUUAAAUUUGAUGGGUUGAAGUUUGAGGAUCUACUUCCCGCGAUAAUGGUGUACAACAAGAACAACCAGAGCAUGGACUACAAUGAGAAUCAGACAUUGAAGUACAUGCAGAAGCUAAUCAUAGAAAGAGGAAGUAACGACUCACUAGUCAAUAAUACUCUUUUAAGUCUCCUUAUCACUUAUCCAAAACGUCUGAAUGAAUCGGAGAAUUUGCUCACCAAACAACUAGUACGAUUACUAAACCAAUUUAAGUCUGAUGAUCACAAUUCUGUUUCUUUCGACACUGACUUAAUUUUGAGGCUCUGCUUGGCAAAUUCCCGUUACGAGGCCGCAAUAAUAGUCCUCAUUAAUGAGAAGAAGCUAUACUUCGAUGCAAUGCAAUUGGCUCUUAGCGUGAAGUCUCUCGAAAUGUCAGAGCUCAUUUUAAGAAAGUUUGAAGAGACAACAGACUCAGAAGAAGACUACGAAAAACCUAAAGACUCACAGGAGAAUAUUGACCGCAUUGGCUUGGAAUACAACAAUCACGUAAUUAAGAGGGAUCUCUGGUUACAAUACGCAAAGUACUUGAUUCAGGAGGAUGGUGAUCGAAAAUUAUACAAGGAAAUUGUAAAACGAAGCCUUUCAAAGGAAUCUCAGCCAGAUGGUAAUCUUGAAAAUGACAGCGAUGAGUUGCGCUUAAAGCAAAUUCUCAAGUACUUGCUCGAACUUUCAUCCAGAACUGACAAGAUAAAGGUUCUCACGAUUAAAGAUCUCUUGCCUUUAUUUCCCAAGACGAUUUUGGUAAAUAACUUCAAGGAGGAGAUCGUGGAGUCUUUGAAUGAGUAUAAUCUGAAGAUCAGUACUUUAACGACCGAAUUGGACUCCUCUUUGAUUACGUCAAAGAAGUUGCGAUCGCAGGUUAAGGAUGCAUUGUUGGAAACGAAGAAAGGCACCAUUCAUACUAUCAUCGAACCAGGAGAGCCUUGUCGUUUGUGCAACAAUCUAUUGAUUAACAAGAACUUUGUCUGCUUUCCCAACUGUCACCACGCUUUUCAUAAAGAUUGCAUAGCUAGGUACUUUUUGCAACUGCGCGGAGAUUAUCAGUUCAAGCGUAUUUUCCUGGAAUUCAAAAAGAAUUCUUCGCUGGCCAGCAGGGAAGAGCUUGACUCCUUGAUGACCGCGGAGUGUAUCUUGUGCAAUGCAUCCAUUAUAGAUACCAUCGAUAACGAUUUACUUGCAGAUUCUCCGAAUGUGGGGUUGAACUGGGACUUGUGA